UACGUGACGUAUCUCAGCUAUAGCACGCGGCUCUCCAUGUCUUCUGGCUUCGCUCGUACAAUACUGGCCUUCCCAAUCAGUCCAUCUCUCCAGCUCCAAUCUUCCCAGAGUCCAGAGCCCCCAGUCACCAACAUGGAGACUGGGGGCACCGCAGGCUUCCAGUGGUCCUGCCAAAAUUCCUCUCUAGACACGCUUGCCCUUUCAAUCAUCGUCAUAUCUUCUGUGGUAUACUGCCUGUACCGAUAUCAGCGCUACCGAUGGUCAUCAUUCAACAAUGUUCCAGGUCUCCCAGACGGACAUUGGCUGUGGGGCGUUCUUCCUACCAUGCUCAAAUCCGAAGCCGAGGUCCCCCUACAGCACCACUUUCAGUUAUCAGUUUGUUCUAGGCGUGCCUCGCCUUGUAACCAUCGACCCCAGCACCGUCGCUAUGUUCUCUCCCAUCCCGAGAUAUUUCCCAAGCCCGACCAUGUCAAGAGCGACCUCAUAUCCCUUACGGGCGGUGGCCUAUUGGCGGGCGAGACUCACCAUCGACAGAGGAGGCUGCUCGCGUGCCGUCUAGAUCUGGCAAAUUUCAGUGUUUACUGCUCGGAGUGAAAGUCUUCUUAUGGUCUGUUUCUUGAUUAUUUAAACCAUAGAAGCCUGUGUGCAGACAUGGUAGAGCUAUGUGGAUCAAGAUCGUGGCAUGAAGAAUAUACAUG
This is a messenger RNA of Cryptococcus amylolentus CBS 6039, 698 nucleotides long. RefSeq lists its product as hypothetical. The transcript has 2 exons. The record is from RefSeq and is a predicted model, not a curated record. The coding region runs from base 37 to 594 and encodes 185 amino acids. NCBI's taxonomy places the organism in Eukaryota, Fungi, Basidiomycota, Tremellomycetes, Tremellales, Cryptococcaceae.